Messenger RNA from Daldinia caldariorum, 1586 nucleotides. RefSeq lists its product as uncharacterized. NCBI's taxonomy places the organism in Eukaryota, Fungi, Ascomycota, Sordariomycetes, Xylariales, Hypoxylaceae. The coding region runs from base 412 to 1422 and encodes 336 amino acids. The record is from RefSeq and is a predicted model, not a curated record. The transcript has a single exon.
AGAAAGACAGAGUAAGACAAAUCGAACAAUAUGAACAGUUGACUCUGCAUGCGCCUAGACAUCUCAUCUCCCAGCCUACUACGCUCCUUUUUGAUGUUUAUGAUUGUUAUGAUGAUGAUAGUUUGAAUACAAUCAUAUUAUCUGUCCUUCCUUUUGAAUAAGUCGCGCCUCGGAUCCAUCAUUCGCUUUACCUGAUCCCCCAAGCCGAUUACCGAGAACAUUCUCUAUUACAUUACCUGCCAUAUCUGUUAGUCCAGAUCUUCAUCACUCAUUACCGAUUCCAUCCGGCAGUCAUCUUGAAUUACGCCAUAGAAUCGACAAAGGUCGGUGGGUUUCAUAUACUUGAAACCAGCGGAUGCACGAUCCUUAAGCGGUCUUGAAGAGCGACCGCAAAAUAACUCACGACAAAUAAUGUCGAACAACGAAGCCACACAAACACAAGCUAAGCGGAGGAAUUCCGAAUUAUCAACGCUGCCGAAACUGAUUGUGCCCUCCACAACUGUGGAGGAAGUCGAUGCUGGCUCAUCGAAUAGUAAUUUGGUUGUCCAGCCUCACGCUCUAAGUGUCAAUUUCCGACAUAGCAGAGGCGAGCCUGUAUCACCGUGUUCGGAUGUUUCCCCUUCGUCACGGUGCAGCGUUGUCUCACUUUCACCGUCACUUUUUCCGCUCCCACCAAGCGGCGCCACGCCACCAACUACCGCUCACUCAUCAAUACUGGGCUUUCCACCACCACGAUGCGCAACGCACUCGCGCUCGCAGUCUUCCAUAAGUUCGUGGUUUUCUCCCCCGUCACCACCUCCCUCUUCACCAUUGCCGCCUACUCCCACAGAAAAGAGGCUAGCUAGCCUCGUCGGUCUUACGAAUGGCCUUGAAAGUGUUCAGGUGCCGGCAUGCGCAAAGGUUAAAAGUCCCCUUUCGGAGGCGCCUGAAAUAGGUCCGGAAAAUCCAGAAGAUGACUCCAUGCCGCGGCCUCGACGGCUUAUGAGUUUCACCAUCGACUCCCGAGGGGUUCGGGAGUCGGUAAUAGAUCCAGACGCACCCCUUGCAUCGCCACCACUAACACCAUCACUGCCACUGCCGCCUCCAUACUCACCUGGCCUGUGUACCCCGGAGCGCUUCAGUAACGCUAGCAUGCCGAGCAGCCGAGUGGACUCGACUACGCUGUUAGCGUACAAUUUAAAGGAUUACGAGCUCGGCCGGAGUCCUAGGAGCCCUGGCUUUCCGCACAAGAGAAAGCAGCUUGAGGAUAUAGAGGCCGGGCGGACAGGAUGGUGGGCACAACCCUGGAUGAGCGAACCCCAGAGAAGGAGAAAGAAAAUCAGGACGGCACUUAUAAGUGCGGCUUCGGUAGCUUUGCUGUUGGCCGUCGCCGGGAUGAUCAUCGGGAUAUAUCUUGCAGUAUCUGGUAGCGCAUCAUUAUAGAAACAAAAGGCUUUGUCCCCCCAUCUCUUUGGAUGAGAAUAUGAGCUUAUUAACGACACGAUUAUGAUAUAUAUAUAAGAGGGAUAAAAGGGAACAGGGAAAGGGAAAGGGAUAUGCAUAGAAAAGAAGUGUUAAAAGGUAGGAUAGACAAGGUAUCAAAGUAU